This is a messenger RNA of Alosa sapidissima (American shad), 7707 nucleotides long. Its product is annotated as filamin-A-interacting protein 1-like. NCBI's taxonomy places the organism in Eukaryota, Metazoa, Chordata, Actinopteri, Clupeiformes, Clupeidae. The transcript is spliced from 3 exons. The record is from RefSeq and is a predicted model, not a curated record. The coding region runs from base 3440 to 6433 and encodes 997 amino acids.
UCAUAACAAUCCCACACAACAGAUCUCAGUCGGGUCAUGCCACAGUGGCUCUCUGUACCCACGGAGCAGUACUGCAGUCGCUAUCGCACACAAAAGCGGCCACACACAAAGGCCACAUGGGAAAAAUGGCGGCAAAGUGGGCUUCAAAGAGUGCUGACAUUGUGUGUGUGUGAUACCCAAGCAACGGCUGAGAUCAUGGGGGAACAUGGAGGACGUGUGGAGAGGGGCCCCACGAAGGCUCUGCACGAAGGGGGUGUGGAGGAGCUUCUCUCUGAAGUAGGAUGAAUAGAGGAUUGCAAUGAAAAAUAGCACACAGGGCCAUCAUAACAUAGCCUGGUGGGGGAACAUGGAGCGAUGGGACAGCAUCACAUGACUGAUGUGUUCUUGGGGGUGGGGCAGUCAUGCUGGACACAGGGUCUCGCUUCAUAGCAGUGAAACAUCUCCCUGAUGGACCGUGCCAUGCUCGUUAAUGACUGACUACAGAAAAGUCCAUCUCAUGCCACAAUUAGUCGAUCCAGUAAAGGUGAAUACGCUCACAAAAGAGGAUUUGCAGACUAAAGCUUGCAAGUGAUGAGAAAAUGUGCAAGGGUCUCGCCUCUAAAGUGAAUCAGGUGAAGAAAACAAGGAGUGUGUUCGAACUUCGAAGCUGCAGUAAGGCUUCAUGGUGGAGACAUGGCUAGGGUGGCCAGGGUCUCCUCUCCCAAGCAGGCAAGUCAAGGCAGAGGCGAUGGCAUCACCCGUGCCCACCAGAUAAGACCCCACAGCAGGUGAUCGCUAUCGGGCCCUGCCUCAGCAGUGCAUGGUGGCGAGGAUGCCAUCUUCGCCAGAGCGUGGCUUAGAUCUGAGGAUAGGGCUGACAAGGUAGCACGCAAAGUUGACUCUCAAAGGACAGAGGGGCCUCAUGCCUCUAUGGACAGUUGGGUCUGAUAAGCUGCUUUGACAGAAUGAUGUACGCUGCUACGAGUGUUGUAGUGCUGUAAGUGGUCUUGGGAUUUGCUUGGUUUGUUCAUCUAAUUUUUUUUAAAAGUCCAAGAAGCUGCCAAGUGAUCAUCAUUCUUACCAUGAGCUCAUCAUUCAUGUAUGUAUUUUCAAAUGCCCAUAAUAGGAAGAGCAGCACUAGGUUUGGUAAGGAAGAUGAACUAAUGUCUCCUGGUUAUUUUCAAUUUUGACCCUGUCAUCUGUCACACCUGGGUAUCCUUCAUUAGGACUUCCCAGACGGUGUGAAGGCAAACUCCCAGGCAGGGGCCUCAUACUCGGGAUUCACUCCAGGUGAUGUCAUAGGGGCCCAGAGCACCUGUGCGAGACUGUCAGUCUUCGGAACAGUAGGACCGCUACCAUGACAAUGAGAGGCUCUGUUUGCUUGCACAGUUGUACUCCGUGCUACUGGCACCUCAUUGCCGCUCUCUCUUUCUACUCGCAUUUGCUUUAUGACGGAGCCUUCAGCUUUAGGUCAAACUCAACCUACCGGUAUAUGUUAAAGGCACCCUUAACAAGAUUGGCUCUCGGGGUCCCCCUCUGGUUGAGAAGCACAAUAAUAAACAAACUAAAUAUGUGUCUUUUGCGACAAAAUAUGAACAUAACGCCGAUAUAAUAUAGAGGGGAUGCACUGAAAGCAGUCUGUAGAAAAAUAUCUCUGAAUUCCUGUAGCUUUUGCGUUUUGAGGGGGGAUGGGAGGGGGGACAGUUUCCUACCUGAAACUAGAAAGUUGCUAGGUCGGUAAUCUACUACAGAAGGCCACUCAGACAAUGGCAGUGCUGUUUGUGAUGUUAUGAGGUUAUGUGGCAUCAAAAUUAUUUUGGAAACAUUAUAUUAUGGUCAAAAAAGCAGCCGUAGCUGUUACUAUCUUCUUUGCAAACAAUUUCUUGAAAAUCCACACCAUAUCAGUAUACUCAACUUGGAAAUCAAUCAAAUCAAUUUGGAAAGGUGAAUGAAGUGAACUGAGCUGUUGAAAUCAGAGUAAACUGAGUAAUUUAAUAAUAAAAGAUCCUUUUUUCAUCUGGUGUUUUUUGCAAACAUGUGUUUUCUUCCGUGCUACAAAGGCACAUUAUGUCAGUUGCCUUAAAUCAUUUAUUAACUUUAGUCCAUGGUGGCAAUGUGCAUGGUGUAAUCAUCAGUCUGUGUCCAGUUCAGUGGACAAACCUUCACCUUCUUAUCAUAAACCUUCAUAUUUUGCUGCAGUUUAUCAUGGAUGGUUUGUCAGCGCCAAGCCUAAAAUAGAGACCAAGGGUUACAUUUCUUUUGUCCAUCUGCGAAGGGUUUGCUGGGAGGUGGUGGUCAGCCAGCGCUCCAGAUUGCCUGAAGGUCAUCUUGCGCCUCGUGACGCAGAUGGUGACUCAGACAUGUGCUGACCUCAUCUGCGUGGCAUUUGGAGUUUUACUGGUCUCUCCUGGCCGUCUUCUCCGCAGGUGCUAAUGCCAUUACCACUGCCAUUCACAGAGACGUGUGAGAGCCGUCUGGACGUCCCCCGGCUUUUCACCUACACAUGAAUCCCCACCCUCAGCUGCCCUCCUCAUGGCCAGCGUGACAUGAACAUAGGAGGAGAUCUGUCUCAUGUUUCUAUUUCCUUCCCAAGAUAGAGAUUUGGUUAUUUUGUGCUCUUCCAGUCUAGUAAUGUAGUGUACUUUACCAUCAUUUGACUGCUAUUUAUUUGUUAAGGAUGGGUUUACUUCCAACAAAACCUUUACCUCAGUCUGUCGUGCCUGGCAGAGGGGCUUUUUAGAGAGUAAGGUAGGCUAUUGUCUCCCUUUGGAAGAGAACAUUUGCUCUUGCAUUGUUGCCCUGUUUCCAUGGGAACACCAUAGGUUGCAAAUAGAAGAAAACAAACAACUGGGUCAUGCGAGAUGAAAGUUUGUGCAAAAUUAAAGGGGAAAGGGGAAAUGUUGUCAUUUUGUUUUCAAGCUGACAUGGACCCUAUUGCCUGGUUCCUGAAACAACAUCCUUGGUUUCUGUCAGUGGGGGAAUCUGCCCCCCCCACACACCCUCUAAAGCAGGAGUUCACAGAAAGUCAGAAAGGGGAUAACAGCCACAUGAAAACCCUUCCCCUCAGCCAUAGCCCCUCCCCUUCUCUGUGGUCCAAACACGGACAGCACGAUCCCGUGCCUUGUAUAGGAGGGAUGACAUCACCGGCUAGUGCUGAGUGGUGAGAUGCCGCUUUACGCAACUUUCACCAUUCAUCGCUCGUUGAUGACAUGUUUGGAAUGUGAUGGCUAAUUUCCUUGGGACGGGGGGGUCCUUGAUCCAACCCUCAGGAGCGCUGCUUCAACUCUCUCACAGCUUCAAAACAUUCCAUGCAUGGAUCUACCUGCACUGCUCCCAGCCUUAAGGACUGAAGAGGCUUCUGGAACAGGAGAAAAGCUACCAGCUUCGAAAAGAAAAGGAGCAUAGCAAGCGCCUGGAGAAAGUCCGCCAGGAGCUGGUGAAGCUGAAGUCUUUUGCCCUCAUGCUCGUUGACGAGAGGCAGCUCCACAUUGAGCAGAUUGACCUGCAGAGCCACAAGGUCCAGGACCUGACUAAGAAGCUGCAGGAGCGGGAUCAGCAGCUGGAGACGGUCAGCAGUCAGUCCAAGGAAGGCCAGCAAAAGGUCCUGCAGCUCGAGGCGGAGCUGGAGAACAGAACCACCAAGGUCACCCAGGAGCAUGAGGAGAUGACCUCCAAGCUGAGCUACCACGAGUCGGAGAGCCGCCAGCUGCGCCUGAAGCUGGCCACCCUGUCGCGCCGCAUCGAGGAGCUGGAGGAGAGCAAUGGCGCGCUGCAGAAGUCCGAGGCUGACCUCCAGGAGCUGCGGGAGAGAAUCAGCCGCGGGGAGUGCGGCAACUCGAGCCUCAUGGCCGAACUGGAGAACCUUCGCAAGAAGGUCCUGGAGAUGGAAGGCAAGGACGAGGAGAUCACCAAGACGGAGAUGCAGUGCAAGGAGCUGAAGAAAAAGCUUCAGGACGAAGAGAGCUACAGCAAGGAGCUCAGGCUGGAGGUGGAGAAGCUCCAAAAGAGGAUGGUGGAGCUGGAGAGACUGGAGGUGGCUUUUAACAAGAGCAAAGCAGACUGUGCACAGCUCCACACCAAUCUAGAGCGGGAGAAAAACUUGGCCAAAGACUUAGCCAGUGAGCUGGAGACGGUGAAAAGUCGCGUGAAAGAGCUUGAGAACUCAGAGUCCAAGUUUGAAAAGGCUGAGGUGAGUUUGAAAGAAGACCUGUCAAAGCUGAAGUCAUUUACAGUAAUACUUGUUGAUGAGAGGAAAAACAUGUCUGAAAGAAUCCAACAAGAGGAGCAGAAAAGUGACGAUUUAAGUAAGAUGUUUAAGACAGAACAAAGCAAAGUCAUGGAGGUUACAGAAAAGCUGAUUGAAGAGAGCAAAAAGCUUCUGAAGUUAAAGUCAGAGAUGGAGUUUAAAGUGAGCACGCUCACCAAAGAGAAGGAGGAUUUGCAGACUAAGCUUGCGAGAGAAGAGGAAAAGUGCAAGGAUCUCGCCUCUAAAGUGAAUCAGAUGAAGAAAAGAAUGAAUGGGUUUGAAGAGGCCGGCAGAGAAUCUUCCAAAAGCAUGGCCGGUGUAGACAAACUGAGAAUCUCUGAGGAGGACAACAAAGUCAAAGAGUUGACUCUGGAGAUUGAACGGUUAAAAAAACGCCUUAAACAGCUCGAGGUGGUGGAAGGGGAUCUGAUGAAGACUGAGGAUGAGUAUGAACUGCUCGAGAAGAAGUUCAGGACCGAACAGGACAAGGCCAACGCUCUCUCUCGGCAGCUGGACGAGAUGAGAAGCCAAAUCGCCCGCAAUAAGGCCAUAGAGAAGGGAGAGAUGGUCAGUCAAGAGACGGAGCUGAGGAUGCGCUGCAAGAUGGAGGAGGCUAAGACCCGCGACCUGCAAGCAGACGUCCAGGCCUUGAAGGAGAAGAUCCACGAGCUCAUGAACAAAGAGGACCAGCUCUCCCAGCUGCAGGUGGACUACGCCAUCCUCCAGCAGAGGCUGAUGGAGGAGGAGGCCAGGAAGAGGAGCAUGAGUGAGGAGGUGUCGAACCUCACCAAGGAGCUGGAGGUCACCAAGUGCUACAGCCGCGUUACACGGCCCAGCAUGAACGGGAAGAGAAUUGUGGACGUGCCGGUGACCUCCACCGCGGUGCAGACGGAUGUGGCUGCCGGCGGGCUGGUGGAGGAGGAGAACCCCGCCGUGUUCAUCAGGAAGUCCGUGCUGGAGGAGAACCACAUCAUGAGUAACCUGAGGCAGAGGGGUCUCAAGAAGCCCGCGGUCCUCGAGCGCUACCCUCCCGCAGCAGCCGAGCUCAACAUGAGGAAAUCUUGGAUCCCCUGGAUGAAGAAGAAGGAGCCCAUCACGGUCGCCCAGACGACCCCCGAGAGGACUGUGCCCCAGGUCAACGGCGAGACCACACCUGAGCCAAUCACCAUGUCCCAAAAGCCUGGGCAGCCACUGCACAUACGCGUCACGCCCAAUCACCAAAACAGCACGGCCACGCUGGAGAUCACUAGCCCCCGAGCCGAAGACUUCUUCUCCAGCACCACCAUCAUCCCAACGCUGGGCCUCCAGAAACCACGCAUCACCAUCGUGCCCAAGCCAACCACGGUCACGCCAAAAAUGAAGACUGGAGAGGGAGCUUGUGGACCAGAACGAGCCAAGUCCCCAGUCACCAUCACCACCAUCUCCAGAGCCAAGGGCCCCGAGGCUGGGAAGGGCACUGAUUCAAACAAGCCCCUCUCUCCUGUGUCCAUCAUCACAGUCAGCACCUCUCCGCUGGCAGAGGCCAUAGGGGUGGCGUCACAAGAGCCUCGAGAUGUGACAGGCGGUCGGACGGUUUACAAGGUCACCCCCGAGAAGCAGUCAGCUUCUUCAACAAUCAGAAAGUGCAGUUCCAACACAAACAUCAUCACCACAGAAGACAACAAAAUCCACAUUCACUUAGGGCCGCAGUUCAAGAGGCCCCAGGACAGCGGCAGCAGCGGCAGCAGCAGCGGCAGUAGUCCCAUGAUGACCAUUCGGCCCCUCAGCAUGGCUGCGGAGAGCAAGGAGGCUGCGAUGGGCACCGUUCUGAGAUCACCACGUCAAAACGCUGCCACCACCACACCUGGGAAGGCCACAGCUAGCAAAGUCACCAGCAGCAUUACCAUCACCCCUGUUACCUCCUCUCCUGCCAGACCAACACAGUCGGUGGUGAGUGACACAAAACUGCCCUUAAAUAUUACCAUCAGCCCCGUAACCUCCUCUCCUGCCAGACCAACACAGUCGGUGUCCGGGGCGGAUGGACAGUCAGCGCGGCCCUCAGCCACACGAAUCCCUAUGUCAAAAGGUAUGAAAACAGGAGGGAAGACAGUCAUGGGCAUCUCCUCAGUCACAAGGCUGGAGUCGCGGGCUGAGAGUCAGUCAGUGAAAAUUGAACUGAGGAAGUCUGCCGUUUGCAGCUCUGUCAUCACAGGGGGCAGGAAGGCCUGAAGUGCCUCAUGGUUACUAUGGAAACUAAAUAGGGCCUAUAUUUUCCGUGUGCCUUGGCCUUCACCUUUAUCAUAGUGAUAAUAUGAAACACGCUGAAUUUGGUCGAGGAAAAACUGAAAUUCACUAUCUUCACAAUCUUGCUGAUGCUCAACCACGUGAAUAUGUUUUUUUUUGUUUGUUUGUUUUUUACUUCUCAAAGGACCGCUUCAUAAACUGUUCAUGUAUAGCAUGGGAUCAGCUGUGGGGGGGGGGGGACAUGUUCCUGCAUGUUUUGACUUGCUUUGACGCAAAGCUUUCAUGUGUUUUUUUUUGGGGGGGGGGGGGGGUAAAAAUCACUUCACUACUAAUGCCAUUGGCUGGACUUUGUCAUGUGAUUCACUGGACAUUAUUGAAAUGCAUACCAUUCAUUUUCAUCUCAUUUUGUUUAUGUCCAACCUAUGGAGGUUUUCACAGAAAGGGAACAAUAUGACUCAAUGUAUAUAGCAUCAAUCUGAAUGAACUGAUAGUUCAUUCAGAUGAUAGUGACCAAUAGCAAUCCAGUUUGUUUUUGUAUUAUAAUUCAUGCUUAUGCUGCACUUAACACAUGCAGGAAAAGGACAGUGGAAGCCUCCAUACGACAGCUGAAUUUCAUAUCUCAUAUGGCUGUAAGCAAAUCUAAUCUGUACGAUUGCAAAAGCAUGUUCAACAACUACAUGAUGUAAUAAAAAAAAAAAUUGUCUGUGGGGCCACAUCUGAUCACGUCUGAGACUGGAGAUCCAGGACAUGGAAGGAAUGUUGUUGCAAAGAACAAAGUCUUAAGAAAUAUUAUGGAUCUGAUUUUAACAAAUCCAGCCCGAAAUGACAAUAGACUUUAACAAAAACAAUUGAGAUAAAAGCAAGGUCAUGUCUAUCUGAUUUCUCAAUUAACAAAAGAAUGGAUUAAAGGAAAAUAAACGCUGUCUUGGUAUUCAAGACUUGGUACCCUUGUUCAAGCCCAAGAAUGCACUUCAAAGUAAUCCUCUGAUGAACAGACUUGCAUUUCCCUGUUGAAAACUUUUGUCUUUAUUCAAUUAAGUCAAUAAGCAUUAGGGAAACGAAUAAUGCUUUUAAGGAACAUAAAAAGAUUACUUUAACAUUUGCUUUGGACUGACUCCCCUGCAGUCUUGGUGGGAAAGUUGGGGAAACUAGCAGAAAUUAAUGGGUGAACUGAAACAUAAGGCAAUGAUGUAGUUCAUUCUAAUGUGCUUUAAAUUAUUAUGCCUUACAACAAAAUAAAAUAACAAUGGUCUGCAAGC